CAUUCAUAAAAACGGAUAAAACGUCUGCUCGUGAUCAAGUUCACGACUUUUUGUCACGUUGUUGCAGAUUAUUCGUAACUAUUUUUAAAGUUUAGAAGAACUCAAAGUUCGAUAUAGAUUUUUUUAUCAAUUUAUCAAACAUUUUGUUUGCUGCGUCGUGAACUCGGAUCAUAUCUUGUAAAUUUUUCUAAUUCCUUCAGUUCUUUUGCUCCAAUUCGACGAACAUAACCUUUCUCAAAGUAAUAUUUUGUUGCUUAACUUGCUUAGUCUACGGUCUACGUCUACGAUGGACCAUCAUCAAUGCGGAUAACACCUGUAACUUGUGGCAAUCAACAGUUCUGACUGACAAACUUACUUUAACCUUGAAGGCCUUGAAGUAACCGUUCGAGGGAGGAACUGGUUCACAUGAUGGCGGCAAAUCCAAACGGUGUGUCAAUAUUGCCCUACUCCUGUAUAACAUGUAGAGUGGCAUUCAGGGAUUUGGAGAUCCAAAGGCAGCACUACAAAUCAGACUGGCACAGAUACAAUUUGAAGAGAAAAGUGGCAGAGCUGCCGCCAGUGUCAGUGGAAGAAUUCCAGAAGCGAGUGAUAGCGCAGAGGGGAAGAGAGGACAAACUAAGGGAGGACAAAACAUCGAGCCGCUGUAAGCCGUGCAGGAAGAAUUUUGGUACAAAAACUCAACUGGAGAAUCACAUUUUGUCAAGGAAACACAAGGAGAGGGUUUUGAAGAAUGAGAUUGAGGAAGAAGAACGAAGAAAUGGAGAAGAGGACCAGCCGAUGAGAGAGAAUCUACCAGAAUCCACAAAACCCCAAAACUCGAUGAUGAAAAUUCAAAGCGAAGGAACAAAUAAGAUUAAGCGAAAAGACGACGAGAUGGAAUUGGAUUCGGACGUUGAAACGGUCGAUUCCGACGAGUGGAAUGAAAAUCCAGCUGAAAACAACGACUGUCUCUUCUGCAACAAUCACAGUCGUUCUUUCUUGCGAAAUCUCAAACACAUGACUUUGGCACACUCGUUUUUCAUUCCUGAUCCUGAGUACUGCGUGGACCCUAAAGGAUUGUUGAUCUAUCUCGGUGAAAAAAUUUUCUCCGGUUACAUGUGUAUCUGGUGCAACGAAACGGGCAAAGCGUUCCAAAGUUCUGACGCAGCGAGAGCUCACAUGCUGGAUAAAGGUCACUGCAAAAUGAGACACGAGGGUGAGUCUUUGGUCGAAUAUGCAGAGUUUUACAAUUACUCAACGAGUUAUCCGGAUGCUGGAGAAGUCGAUCCGGACACUGACAUUGAAAUACCAGAAAUCGAAGACAACGAUUAUCAACUGGUUCUGCCAUCUGGUAAUGUCAUAGGCCACAGAUCACUCAUGAGAUACUACAAACAGAGUUUGGAUCCAAACAGACCCCUGGCUGUGGCGAAGAGCGAAAAGCUGCGCAAGGUUUUGUGCCAAUAUCGGGCACUCGGCUGGUCCACCACCGAAAAAGCGGCUGUUGAAAAGAAAGCUCGAGAUAUCAGUUACAUGCAGAGAGUUCAAGCUAAAUACAGUACGAAAUUGCAAUUCAAAGCCAACAAGUUUCAGCACCAUUUCAGGCCGCAGGUCAAUUUCUAGUUUUCUCCAAAAUCACACUGUUACGCUCAAGGAAUUUUUAGCAUUCCGCCAGCAUUUCGCAGUCGCUGUAAGAUAACGUUUAUUUAAAUAAAAGUAUUGAAAAAAAGACGAAAA
Molecule: messenger RNA, 1713 nt
Organism: Venturia canescens
Lineage: Eukaryota; Metazoa; Arthropoda; Insecta; Hymenoptera; Ichneumonidae
Product: zinc finger protein 622
Exons: 2
Coding region: 406-1599 (397 amino acids)
Biological process (GO): ribosomal large subunit biogenesis
Cellular component (GO): preribosome, large subunit precursor
Molecular function (GO): nucleic acid binding; zinc ion binding
Source: RefSeq, a predicted model, not a curated record